UGUCAAAUAAUUUCACAAAAGCGAAGGAGUUGGAAACGAAGAGAAUAAAAUCUUCAUUUUGCAAUUUGUAUAAUUGUUUUCAGCAAAUCUGCACACAUUUUUUUCAAAGCGUAGUUUAAUAAAUUUGCGCAUUCGUAAUAGUUUAACAACUAAUAUAUUGUGAGAAAGACAGUACUGAAAACAUAUAAAAAUGCCAAAACGUGGUGGACGUGCUAAUAUGAACGGACCCAGUGGUUCACGUUUCGUAGCAUUUAAUGAUCUAGACGAUCGCGAUGAUCGCGACCGUGAUCGUGAACGUGACAAUCCCCGAAAAGAUCGCAAUACGCGACGGGUUAGCUUUAAACCAUCAUUAUUACAAUAUUCAGGUGGUAUAAAAAGGAGAAUGGCUGAGAUAGCCAUUCGUUCACAUUUGGAAGAUGAUGAAGACAUGGGUGACAUGCCGGGAUCUUCCAAGCCGGACAACACACGUCGAAAAGGGUCACCAAUACCAAGAAAAAAGUUUGGAAAUGCAAUGCAUUUAUCAAAGUCGCCAUUUGGUUGGUACCAAAUUUCGAUAAACAAUGGACAGCGGUAUGCCAAGGAGGAGCUAGUAAACGUACUGCAGCGCGCCAUACAGCCGGAGCAACUAAUACCGCUCUAUUGGCGCUCCGAAAAGAACUACAUCUCAUUUUUUGUGGAUGACCACAGAGUCGCCGUCCGCUUGGAUGGACUCGAGCGCGCUGUGCAAAUGUCCGACGGCUUCAGGCCGUACCUGCGAGUACGUCCCUCCUGCCCAUCGACCCCAGUCAACGACCAGUUAAAGGCGCGCAUGCAAGUGGUCAUGGCAAAGCGUUACAAUGCGCAGACCAAAGCGCUGGAUAUGUCCAGUUUCCAUACAGAUCCCGAUUUCCGUGGCAUAUUUUGCGGAAUAUUUCGUACGCCGGUCAUGGCGGCGGCCAUCGAAAUCAUGGAGAAGAAUAUACCCGAUUUGGUGGCGCUCAAUUUGAACAACAACAACCUAUCGUCCAUGGAGGCAUUCAAGAACGCACACACGCGUUUGCCCAACUUGCGCAUACUUUAUUUGGCCGAAAAUAGGAUACCGACCGCGACACAUUUGAUCGCUCUACGUCAUGUACCGUUAAUCGAAUUGGUAUUGAAAAAUAAUGGACUCUGCGGCCGCUACAAAGACAACGCACAUUACGUCAGGGAGAUCCAGCGCAAAUUUCCAAAGUUGAAGAAAUUGGACGGUGAAGACCUGACUCCCAUGAUUCAGUUCGAUGUGGGCGAAGAAGUUGCUGUUCUACCUCAUGCAAAGGCUUCUUUCCUUUGCGACCCCAAUGGCACUGAAAUCAUACGUCAAUUCUUGGAGCAGUACUUCUUGAUAUUCGAUUCGGAUAAUCGUCAGCCUUUGCUUGAUGCAUACCAUGACCAAGCGAUGCUGUCUCUGGUGGUGCCACCAGCGAGCCAAGUAGGCCGACUUGAAAAAUAUUGGCGUUAUAAUCGCGAUUUUCGUCGUCAAAACGCCGAUGACAAUACUAAGGUGCGCCAAUUACGUUUCGGUCGCCUUGCUGUGGUCUCAAUGCUUGCCGAAUUACCGAAGACCAAACAUUAUCCACGCUCGUUCACCGUAGAUUUAACAUUGUUCACCCCGAAAAUGAUAGUUUUCACUGUGGCCGGCUUAUUCAAAGACAUCGAUGAAGAUACUGAGGAAUUGCGCUAUUUCCAGCGUCAAUACAUAAUUGUGCCGGCAGGGAGCGGUUUUUGCAUCCGAAAUGAAAUAAUAUUAAUCACGGUGGCCGCACCACAGCAGGCACGCUUCUUCAAAAAGAAAAUAGAGACGCCUACGACUCCUCAAUUGAACAAUGAAGCAAUGGCCCCUAAUUCGGGACUAUCUCUUAGCCUACAGAACCGCUUGCAACUAAACCAACCUAGCACCUCCGCAGCUGCUACACUGCAACCACCACAGGUGGGCAUUGAUGAGGCAACAAAAAUACAAAUGGUGCAAACAUUAUGCGCCCAAAGUAAUAUGAACAUCGAAUGGAGCAAGAAAUGCCUAGAGGAAACCAAUUGGGACUACAAUCAUGCUGCCUUUGUAUUUGACAAGCUGCACAAGGAAAAUAAAAUACCGCCGGAAGCAUUUAUUAAAUAAAUAAUUGGCUAUCAUUAGUUGAUUGUCCUAUUGCGCUGUAUUUCCACGCACAUGGCAGAUUGAUAAGGCAUUUAAAUAAGUUUUGGAUAUUGUAAUUUACAUCUCAAUUAUAUUACAACAUGCUAGCCUGCACGAAAAUCAAAAUAUUUGAAACACCGCUAUAGAUUUACAAAGAGGAAUGAGCAUUGAACGGAGAUGAUUUUAGUGUAUUGACUGAGAAAAUAUACAGUUUUUGGUUUUCUUUAAGCUCAAUUCGGGGAUGUUUGACAAAGUUCAUAUUCUAUUAACCAGAAUAAUAGGAAUUUUGUUUCAUAAAUGUAUUAAAGCAAUUCCUACCUAAAUUAAAUUUUGUACCUAUAAAAUAAUGUUUUAUAGAAAUACUAAGAUAAAAAUAAAAACAGUAAUGCUUUUCUGAAAAUUAAAAAAAAAGAAUGUAAAUAGUUGAUAAUUUUUGUUUAUAAUUAAUGAAAUCGUCAUAAUUCGAAUACAUGUAUAUAUAUAUAAAUGUAUAUAUAUAUAAAUGAAAUAUUGUAGCAUUGUAUGUUAAGUAUUAAAUAAAAAUGAAUGUAAUUUUGCCUUUUGCCGUUCCGGAUUCAUAUCCUUAGAUUGACACUAGUUGGAAGCAUUUCCUUUUGCUUUAUUGGAUUCAUAACACGUUUGUACUAAUCCACGAAGGUAAGAUAUUGUAUAUUUACAUAUACAAACUAAAAAAUAAUAUAUAUCCCUCCAUCCCUUUUACAAUAUCAUUGUUUUACUUCAAAAUUAUUUAUUAAAAUUCUGAAACAGCAAUUUAUACGCAAUAUCCUAAGAAAAUAUCAUUAAUUUCCGGUAAACAGCUGCUGCUUCUGUAAAUGACAGUUCAAUAAGGUUGGUACUUCUGCUGUUAUGCAAACUCAGCUGUCAAACCUGACAUUUGGCAGCCCGAAAAAUUUUCCCACUUCUUUAAGCGUGAGGAAGAUAGCAAAAUGUCGGCUGCAGCUGGUGCCGCUAGAAAGCAGGAUAUGCCCCCACCGGGAGGCUAUAAGAAAAUUCCAUAUCUGCGAGUUCCAGCCAAAAGUUAUUUCACAG
Molecule: messenger RNA, 3196 nt
Organism: Zeugodacus cucurbitae (melon fly)
Lineage: Eukaryota; Metazoa; Arthropoda; Insecta; Diptera; Tephritidae
Gene: sbr
Product: nuclear RNA export factor 1
Exons: 12
Coding region: 191-2128 (645 amino acids)
Biological process (GO): poly(A)+ mRNA export from nucleus
Cellular component (GO): cytoplasm; nucleus
Molecular function (GO): protein binding; RNA binding
Source: RefSeq, a predicted model, not a curated record